This is a messenger RNA of Daldinia childiae, 552 nucleotides long. Its product is annotated as U3 small nucleolar ribonucleoprotein IMP3. Gene Ontology annotation, biological process: rRNA processing. NCBI's taxonomy places the organism in Eukaryota, Fungi, Ascomycota, Sordariomycetes, Xylariales, Hypoxylaceae. Bases 1 to 552 code for a protein of 183 amino acids. Gene Ontology annotation, cellular component: small ribosomal subunit; small-subunit processome; Mpp10 complex. The record is from RefSeq and is a predicted model, not a curated record. Gene Ontology annotation, molecular function: structural constituent of ribosome; rRNA binding; snoRNA binding. The transcript is spliced from 3 exons.
AUGGUCCGAAAACUUAAGCACCACGAGCAACGUCUGCUCAGGAAGACAGACUUCAUUACCUGGAAACAGGAUAAUGACCACAGAGAUGCGGCUGUUAUACGACGGUACAUGAUCCAAAAGCCCGAAGAUUACCACAGAUAUAACAGGAUAUGCGGUUCUCUGCGCCAACUAGCACAUCGCCUCAGCUUAUUACCGCCAGAGAACCCCAUAAGGAGGAAACACGAGGAACUUCUCCUAAACAAGCUCUACGACAUGGGAAUCCUAUCGUCGGCCUCGAAGCUCUCGAACGUCGAGCACGGCGUCACUGUCUCGGCUAUGGCGCGCAGGAGAUUACCAGUAGUCAUGACGCGCCUGAGAAUGGCAGAGACCGUGCAAGCCGCUACGAAGCUCAUCGAGCAGGGCCACGUCCGGGUUGGUGUUGAGACUAUUACCGACCCUGCUUUCUUCGUUACGAGGAACCUAGAGGACUUCGUGACGUGGGCUGUCGGCAGCAAGAUCAAACGCAACAUUAUGAAGUACCGCGACAAGCUGGACGACUUUGAGUUGUUGUAA